Molecule: messenger RNA, 1618 nt
Organism: Parasteatoda tepidariorum (common house spider)
Lineage: Eukaryota; Metazoa; Arthropoda; Arachnida; Araneae; Theridiidae
Gene: mRpS5
Product: mitochondrial ribosomal protein S5
Biological process (GO): translation
Cellular component (GO): ribosome
Molecular function (GO): structural constituent of ribosome; RNA binding
Source: RefSeq, a predicted model, not a curated record
AGCAACUUGGCUUGAUAUUAAUCAAGCAUAAUUAAAAAUUAAUAUAUCAAUAACAUGCUCUUCAUAACUUUUUGAAAUGAUUUUUUUAAGUUUCAAGAUUUCUUAAAUUGUUAUAAAAUUAUGCAUUUUUGUGAAAUAAUCACCUUUAAAUCAAUUUGAUUCAAGUCAAUUUAAUUUUUAAAUAGUAAUAAAUAAUGGCUCUUGUUCGUGCCCUGUGCUUGAACUUGUGCAAGCCGCAAAAGGCAUCUAUAUUCUUUAAACCCGCUCCUCAAAUUUUAUGUGCCAUUAAUGUCAAACUACACCCAGUUGAAGUUACGUCUGAACCAGUAUUUAACAGCUUGAUAUCAUGGAGAUUUUCUCAUGCCUUUCUAUCCAGAUUGACUGCUGAUCAAUUAUGGAAGGGAGUGACAAGUUUAAGCCCUGCUGGUAGACGUAAAGGUAGAGGGAGAGGAGGUGGUCGCAAAGUUGCCCGGGAUUUAAACAGAGGGCAAGUAAUUGGAUUUGGCAAAAAAAAUAUGCUGUGGCCAGGAUUGAACGCACCUGUAGUACAGGGUAGAGAAUUAUUAAGGCAACAAGAACUACCUCCUGAUGAAUCAAGAGAAAAACGAUUACUUGAAUUGAGGGAUAAAAUGGCCACCAAAAAAUCUUUUAAAAUACAUCCUCUAGAUAGAGGUUGGACUGGCUCAAGGCUGCCAGGACGUAGUUUGGGACCUCCUGAUGCUGUAGGAGAAGAUACAUUUGAAGGAUUUGAUUCUCGAGUUCUUGAGUUUAAACCUGUUAUGCAUAUGACUGCUGAAAGAGGGCGUUUCAGACGUUUAAGUGCCAUGGUUUGUGUUGGGAAUAAAAAAGGACUUGCUGGAUUUGCUGUUGCAAAAUCCGUGAAUGGGCAAUCAGCAGCAAAAGCAGCGAAAAAUAAAGCUGCUAAAAAUUUACGAUAUAUUCAGCUUGACAAUAACUCUGUAAUGCACGAUUUUUUCACUCAAUUUGGAGCUGUGAGGAUUUUUGUGAAGAAGAAACCUGAAGGUUAUGGUUUAUGUACACAUAGAGUUCUAAGAGCAAUCUGUGAAAUGGUUGGAAUUAAAGAUUUGUGGGCCAAAGUUGAAGGUCCGACUGACAACUAUCAAUGUUUGGUAAAAGCUUUCUUCAUUGGUCUUAUGAGACAGAAAACUCCCCAACUACUAGCUGAAGAAAAAGGCUUACACUUAGUUGAAAUGCGCAAGGACAGGGAUUAUUUUCCAGUUGUGAUAGCUUCACCAUCCAAGUGUCGUACCGAAAAGGAUUUUGGGCCAACAGAGCUAUUAGACUAUACACUUCAUUUACAUAAUAAUAAAGUGGAAGCUGAACGUAAACCGUUUCAACCCUUUUAUGUCAAUUUCCAUAGUUAUAUUAAAGAAAUGAAAGAUCGAGAAAGGCAACGAAAUCAGCGUGACGUUAGAAUACAUCUUUUGGCUAAAUAUGGUGCUCUGAAAAGUUUUAUUACAAUAAAAAAGGAAGAAGAAGCUAAACAAAAAUUAAAUGAGCAAGUUGAAGAAUAAUGCAUUUUUCUAUUUACUGUAAAUUUGCAAAUUAGAUUUGUAAAAAUCCAUUUGGAUUUGUACAAUAAAAUUGUUUCAAAUUA